Molecule: messenger RNA, 1428 nt
Organism: Mytilus trossulus (common blue mussel)
Lineage: Eukaryota; Metazoa; Mollusca; Bivalvia; Mytilida; Mytilidae
Product: galanin receptor type 1-like
Exons: 5
Coding region: 187-1326 (379 amino acids)
Biological process (GO): G protein-coupled receptor signaling pathway
Cellular component (GO): plasma membrane
Molecular function (GO): G protein-coupled receptor activity
Source: RefSeq, a predicted model, not a curated record
UGAUACUUACAUUUAUGACUGUCGAUGUGAACACUGGUUUAAGAUUUUAGAUACAUUCAUUGACGGAGUGUUAAAAGUUUUAAGUUGAUGCAGUGAGAUAGUUAUUUCUUUCCGUGUGUGAGGAUACGUUGAGACAGUGUCAUAGUUAUUCAUUUUUGUGUGAGCGGAAGAAAGACAUAUUUGUACAUGGUCAAUAUGGAAACUGUUACAGAGAAUAUAAGCACCAUCUUAAUGACAACUGGAAAUGACUCUAAAAUACAACAACCGUUACCAAUUGAAGCUGUGGUACUGGUCAGCUCAGUUUGGAGUCUGAUUAUAGUUACAGGUGCCAUUGGCAACGGCCUUGUACUUUAUAUAUUGUUUCGAUUCGGCGAACGCUCUGUAACCAACGUAUACGUCAUUAACCUUGCCAUCGCUGAUUUGAUGUUUAUUAUAUUUGUUGUACCUGCAACAUUGAUUCAUAUAGUUAUACCUACCUGGAUUCUAGGAGAUGCGGUCUGCAAACUGUCAACUUAUAUGAUAUAUGUGCCUUUACAUGCAACUUGUUUAACAUUGUCGGCCAUGACAAUAGAUAGAUACCAUGCGAUAGUCAAUCCAAUACGAUCUAUGAACUGGAGAUCUGCUAAAGUUUCAUCAUUUAUUAGCCUAGGAGUAUGGGCAGUGUCAAUCAGCAUAUCACUACCAUUCUUCCUGUUUCAAACAGUAGUCGAGCGUCCAGGAAAUGAGGGCAUUUUAGACUGUGUCCCCAAGUGGCCCGGGCCAGAAUGGAUUAAGACUACUACAUUAGCAGUUGUCAUGACAACGUUUUUUAUUCCAAUGACAGCUAUAACAAUAUGUUAUGGCUGUAUUUUGCAACAUCUGUGGAAAGGAAAUAAAAUGAAACGAGCAAAGCCCGAGAACGAAGCUGCACUACCAAUUAAAAAUGACAAACAAGAAAGGCAACUUCGACGUAAAAAACGAGUAACGAGAAUGGUGGCUAUAGUAGUAUUCUUGUUUGCUUUGUGCUGGUUUCCCAUACAUUUGAUUGCACUUUGGAUACAGUUCGAUCCUAACUUCCCGAGAACAGAUGCAAUGCACUAUUUUAAAUUAUUUGGUCACACGCUCUCUUAUGCUAAUUCUUGUGUCAAUCCAUUCGUCUACGCAUUUGUAAAUGAGGGAUUUAAACAGGCGAUUAUCAAAAGAUCACCUUUAAUUACAAAACUAUGUCAAUGUGUGUUGGAAGAAAAACCGACGAAGAACAAUACAAAUAUGAUCGACAAGUCAGUUGGUACACGACCUAAUAUUGAGGGUCAAACAGAACUACAUACGGUACAAAAUAAUGUAUAAGUCUCAUAUAAUAAAUAUUGGAGUUCAGACAAUGUCAAAUAUUGUAGAUUUCGCCAAAAUUUAUGACUCCUACAUUAAUUAAAAGUAAAAUUUAAAAAAAUA